This is a messenger RNA of Hypomesus transpacificus, 942 nucleotides long. RefSeq names its product odorant receptor 131-2-like. Gene Ontology annotation, molecular function: G protein-coupled receptor activity. The transcript has a single exon. The coding region runs from base 49 to 942 and encodes 297 amino acids. Gene Ontology annotation, biological process: G protein-coupled receptor signaling pathway. The record is from RefSeq and is a predicted model, not a curated record. Gene Ontology annotation, cellular component: membrane. NCBI's taxonomy places the organism in Eukaryota, Metazoa, Chordata, Actinopteri, Osmeriformes, Osmeridae.
AACAACACAACAGUGGCAGGUGGUACUGCCACAAACUCACGACAAUUUAUGAGUGACAGCGUCGUAGUAGUGCAGAUGUUGAUUGGAAUCUUCCUGUCUGUCAACUUCCUGCUCAUCUUCACGUUCUUCAAAAGAGGCAUCUUUCACAGAACUGCACGUUAUAUCUUAUUUGCUCACAUACUGAUGGUUGACAGUCUGUUUCUGAUUAUGACUAACAUCCUUCUUCUCUUAUACAUAUUCACAAUCACUAUGCCAGUUUGGUUGUGUCUAGUUAUUUGUUUUCCAGUGUCUAUGUUGAACUUUCUCACUCCACUAACCCUGACAGCCAUGAGUCUGGAGCGCUACGUGGCUAUCUGCAUGCCACUGCGACAUGGACAGCUUUCUACUCCUCGCAGAGCUAUACACUGUAUCUUCAUCAUCCACAGCCUCAGCUCCAUACAGGCCAUCAUAAUCACUUCUAUCUUUAUUGCCUCUGUUCCUCCUGGCUUCUAUAUACAAUACAGGUUGUGUUCUGUGGAGAUGCUCAUUAUCCUCUACACCUGGCAAAGUCACAUCAGGUCUGCUAUAAACCAGCUUUAUUUCCUUGUAAUGUCUUUAACGAUUGUGUUCACCUAUGUUAAAAUCAUGUCUGUUGCCAAAGAAGCGUCGGUAGAGAAUAAGACAUCCACCUCCAAAGGUCUUAGAACUGUGAUCCUACAUGGUGUACAGCUGAUCCUCUGUCUGAUUCAGUUCUGGUGCCCCUUUGUCGAAACUGCUAUUCGGCAACUUGAUUUGACAUGGUAUCGUCAUGUCACUUACUUUGAUUAUAUUGUUUUUUUCCUGGCUCCAAGGUGUCUGAGUUCACUUGUUUAUGGUCUAAGGGAUGAAAGGUUUUACCGUGCACUGAGAUAUGUAUUAUUUUGUGACCUGAACAAGAAAAUGAACCCUAAGUUUGAUCCAUAA